Molecule: messenger RNA, 5324 nt
Organism: Calliphora vicina (urban bluebottle blowfly)
Lineage: Eukaryota; Metazoa; Arthropoda; Insecta; Diptera; Calliphoridae
Exons: 7
Coding region: 291-5264 (1657 amino acids)
Biological process (GO): actomyosin contractile ring assembly; mitotic cytokinesis; septin ring organization
Cellular component (GO): actomyosin contractile ring
Source: RefSeq, a predicted model, not a curated record
UGGUUCUGCUGGCAUUACCUUGAUAAAGGCAAAUUUAAGGAAAAAUCAGUUUUGACAAGAAAAAUGCGCCUGCAUUUUGAAAUUAUUUGUAUGUUUGCCGCAUUAAUUUAGUUUUGAAGAUUAUAAUAAACGUGUGUUUUCAUAAUAAUUAUCGCUUACAUGUGGAUAUUGUAAAAUUCAUUGUAUGUAUGUAGGUACAUAACAACAAUUUGAAUGCAAUCUUCCACGGUGAAAGUGCAUAAUAAACAUUAAAGUAUCUCAAUAAUUAGAAAUACACAUUUAAAUAUAAUAUGACAAACACAAAAACUAGAAAAACAAGUGGAACUUGUAAAGAUUCGGUGCACGUCAACAACAGUACAGAUUUAGGUGCUGGUGAAAACGAAGACCACACUAACGAAAUCGGUGGCGGGCAUUGGAUGGAUGUUACUGACAAUGAAUGUUUAGCGGGGAAUGAUGCAAAUUACAGCAAUAGUGAUGAAGAUACAGAAGAUGCAGAUGAAAUUGUUAACGAUGGUGAUACUAGUACAUCGUUUAGUUUGCAAGAGUGUAUGAAUGAAUUUCGAGCACGUCGAAUCCGACGUACAUCUUUAUCUCAGCAUCGUCAAGAGACUGAAAAAAGUGAUACAAAAAGCGGUAAAAAUUGUCAAGAAACUACCGAACUAGAUUUAAUUAACCAAAAUCUGUGCAAUAAGGAACAGGAGCGUAAAUGUAAACCAUGCCAGAAUGGAUUCUGCUAUUGCUUUACAAGCGAUAGCGGUGAUGGUGGUGCCAAUUUGGGUGGUUGUCAUGCAUCUCGAGGCUUGCAGACUAGAAACUCUCGACGCAACCGACGGUCGGAUUGCAGCCAGUUUUCAAAUACUAACAAAAGACAUACAAGAACUUUAAGAUCUAAAGAAAGGGUUAAAGAAGACAUUUCACUUCCUUGCAAAUAUCCGGAAAAUAAAACAGAUGUAAGCUGUGUUAAAAGUACAAUGACAGCAAGAAAUCAAUUAACAGCUAUAAGUUGCCUUGAGACUAGUACAAAGGAUGCUCCUCUUAUACACAUAGUACAAGAACUUCGAGACAACUGUGUUAUAUCUAAAGUCAGAGUAAAUAAGCAUAAGAUACAAUUUCAAACUCAAAAUAAUAAAAGUUCGAAUGUAAAAGAAACACACAGUACAGCACAGAAAAAUGCUCACUAUAAGGAUCAUACCAAAUUAAACAAAGCAAAUAUUCACAAGAGAUCAUUUCACAGAUCUGCGCCUGAAAAAUUUACCCCAACUGCACCAACAUUAGAGAAACUAUCAGAGAUGGAAAUUCCGCAAACAACGCUUGACAUUAAAUCUUCCCAAAAAGAAGCAAUUAAAAAAUGUUCCGAAUGCUGUGAAAGACGUCGAAAUGUAGGGGGACAAUUAUUGCAGAAACGAUUGUCGAACUCACAAUUUAGCUAUAAGCCCAGAAAUAUUAAACAGGCUCCACCAAAGCCACCAAGAAGUUCUCUUAUUUAUGACGAUAAAUAUUGUGGAUCUUCUGCCUCAACUUCUCCAUCGGUGCGUGAAGCUGAACGAGUGGUAGAUAUUUUCUUAAAACAAAAAGGUUUUACAGCCACCGUUGAUGCUACUACUAACAACGACAUAAAGUCAAUGAAAAUCACAGAGAAAGCAAAUAAAACAAAACACGUCGAAUAUGUUAAAAGGAAAUCCUAUCCAAUGACUCCAAAAGACAUAAAAAAUCAAACCGAAAAUAUUCUUUCAACAUAUCCAUCACUAAGCGAUAUGGAAAGGGUUGUAGAAUCCCAAAAGUCGGCACUCUAUGGUAAAAAUAUCAGACCAGUGGCGAAAAAUACAACCAAAGUAAUGAGUAUUGGUUGGAAUGAAGCAAAGAUCAACGAUAUGCUUAAUUAUGAUGCAAAUACGAAACAGAAAGAGUUUCAUUCAACUGCUACGCAAGCUCAACCCCAACAAUGCCCUAGCAGUAAUGUAGUGGGGAAUGAAAAUCCGAUCGGAUGGCAAGUACCGCCUAGACUAAAUCUGGAUACAGUAGAUGGUAUUGUACAUCAUAAUUUAGCAUCAAAUUUAGAAGAUAAGAAUACCCCCAUAAAAACUAAGUUUGUCGACCCAUUUAAAAAGACCAAGGAUGCAACACGAACACAAAAAUUUCUUUGGUCCGAACAGCUACGUCAGUUAUCCCCUUGGUCAAACAAACAAAACAUGAAUGAUGCCAAUGAGAGUAAAUCAAAUUUGCGAUCCAGUUCAAAAGCUUUCAUUAAAUCAUCCAAAAAUAAAUUUUUACGGUUGGUGUCUCCCAAAAAAGAGAAUAGAGACCGCUGUAGUGUUAAAAUACGCAAAACACCUCAUCGUAACGUUGGUGUUCAGACUUCAUGUGACGAUGUUUCCCGCCGACAACUUAAUAUUCGCAGUCCAUACGAACAUAGCUCUAGUCCACAAUCUCCACCUGGUAGUUACCAUUCGCCCAUACAAUCCUCAUCCUCAACAACACAUUCGCAAAACACUACUCCAAAUGGCACUGAACAUACUUUAACUCAUUUUGAUUUUUCUCGUACGGUACAUUCGCCACCUAAAAAAGCGCCCCGUUCUAGUCAACGAAAGUUAAAUUUUCCUCUAAAUUGCAAUCAUGCGUGUAAAGAAUUCUCUAUUCAAAAUGUCGACAUUCGUACAACGUCGCAACCCGCAAAUGAGAAAAAAACGUAUCGUUCAUUUAAUUCAGAAUUGGAUCAAGAUGUAUCAAUAUCAAAAAUAAGCUAUAUUCUUAGUAAUAUUCGUGCAAAACUAGAGGCUCGCGAUGACCAUGCUGUGCGUACAUUUCUGGAAACAGAAUGUAUUGAUGAUCAUCGUUUGACUGGCUUUGAUUGCCCUGAUGGUCACCACAGUAAACGCAUUGGGGAUCUUGUCGAAAUACAUGAACAUAUGCAAACACCAGCAAAUCAAGAAAAUCAUUUCAACGAUCCAAUAUACUCUGAAAUUGAAGAUGAUAGUGUUCUUAUAUCAGAGAGUCCAAACUUUGAAAAUCACACUGGUAUUCAACAUUUCAUCGCAGCUGAUAAUCCUCAAAUAUUGUACGCCAAAGUUAAUAAGAACAAUAAACGAGUAUUAGAAGCAAACAGGAUUCAAUUAAAGGAACCAAAACCGCAAAUGCCUUUGGCGAAAAUCAUACAGGAUUCAUUGAAAAAUAAAAAAAUUAUAUCAAAUAUUACUCCACUACCACCACUUCCAGAACCGUCUGGAGAUGAAACUACUUCAUAUUCAUCGCCAACGUCAACUGCUAUACCUCUGCCACAUUGCCAGUCAUUAAAUAAUGUAAGAGUAAUGGAGCAUAAUUCAACCCCGAAAAAACACCGAAAUCUCAGCAAAUCGGAUUUAUCACUUCAUCGCAGUGAAAUAUUCUUGGAAAAUUUAUGUAGAAGUGAAUUGGUGGUGGAUACUGGAAUUGACCGAGAAAACCUGGAAAAAGUACAAAACGAUAACAAGAAUAUACCAAAUCGUUCGUAUGUCUCAAUGGCUCAGCCAUCCCCUAAUGAUGUUUUUAGCAGGUCAUCUGAUAGCGAACACGAAGUUUUGUGUCAUAAUGAUACCGUGUCUUAUGAAUUGCCCAAUGAUAAUGACGAUGUUGAUGGUGUUGCUGAAUCUAUUGAUGCAGAUAACUCUACAACUGCUGGCAGUAAUUUGGGUUUAAGUACAAUUGUUCCUCCAUCAUCUCAUAACCAAAGUACACCUAAGAAGCAAUCCUUUAUGACAAAGGAUAAGUCAAAUACAGCGGAAUUGAAUGUUGACGUAGAGCCGAUGAACAUCAGUAAUAGUUGCCCAAAUACACCACACAAACAAAACGACCAACGACAACAUCCGUCGCAUUCUCUUAGUAUGACUGAGGUAUCCGAAUAUGGGACGGUAUUAAAUUCAAAUGUAAAGGCGACCAAUGCAUCCCUUCGUUACAAAAGCUUAAAAAAUGUAUUGCAGAAAUCUUUUCGAAAAAGCAAAACAUUUAUUAGGGCUGAAGGGAAACGUUUGUCUACAUCUUUGAAUUUUGCAACGAAUAACGGAACAGUAAGCCCGACUUUUGCCCGUGGUAAACAAUCAUUUACAGAGUCGAAUUUUAGUAUUGAGGCCCUAUUCUCCCUAAAUGAAUCCGCAUCGGUUAGUGAACAAAUAGCACAAACAGUGAGCAUUUGUCGCAAAUUGCCCGAUUUGGAAAUUUCGACGGAAAUGGUCGAGGCAGAAAGACUGUUAUUAUUUUCAACAUUACGUCGAGAAAAUAAACAGAGCCCCUCGUCGACAGCAACAAAGAGUCAAACCAUGAAUCAAAAGCCAAAGAUGCGAUUUUUUAUUGACGAUAUGUUUUUGCCUGUACUCUCCGAUGUUAAUCAGGAUAUAUUUUUUAAUUAUUUUUAUAUUGUUACCUUUGAAUGCGGAGGUGUUAUUAAGUCCACACAAUCGGCUGAAUGUGUGAAUGGCACAGCGGUGUUUCGAGACUGUGGCAUUGAAUUCGUGCUUUGCUCGGAAUUGGAAACAAACACAGAAGAGAAGCAAUCUUCCUAUAAGCACAACGCUGUAAAAUGUAAUAUUUUUAUGCUUCGUUUACGUAAAAUAUCUACAAUUUCAAUAGAGCCCAGGAAAAAAACAAUAAUUGAGGCUUUAACACAAAGUCCUUCCACAACAUUGAUGUCGACGUCGUCAUCAUCAUCCUCCAAUGAUGUCGUUUCAAGAUUCCGUUUGCACGCAACUUUCACUAUAGAUGCUAGUGAUUUUGUGCCUUACGAGUAUGUGCAUCAAGAAUCGAACAAUGCUGAUCGGAUUUGUACACGUGCGGCAGGCUUUUGUACCAUACCCUUAACAGCUCGAACCAAAUCCACAAAUUUAUCAGGACAACUACGCUUAAAAGGACGAGCAGAAGUACGUUUUCCAAAACGUGUGUUUGGAGGUUUUUUAAAUGUCGAAGAUCCCCAUUCACAACAUAAUUGGAAUCGACGUUGGUGUACGUUGGAUGGUAUAUUUUUUUAUGUGUGGCAAGAUGAAAGUAGUCUGAAUAUGACACCCCUUCUAGUUCUUGAUUUGCGGGAUACUAGACGUAAUACAAAUUACCCUUUGACUUGUUCACCAAGAGAACUUUGCGCACGUCCUCGCUCAUUUUGUUUAGAGUGUAAAAAACAUGAAUCUUGCGAAGAUGUAUCCAACUUCACGGUAUUUUUUGCAGCCGAAACACAGGAGAAUUUGGAUGACUGGCUAAAGAACUUAAAUAUUGUGAUGGAUUUCAUUGUCACAUGGCUAUAGUAAAAAUACAUUAAUUUUAGUUAUAUAAUUAAAAUAAAUAUUAAAGUAUGGGAAAAUGGC